AGAGGCAGAGGCAGGGUGUUUUCUCCUCUCUGUGCUCAGUGCUUUGCUCUCAGUGUGUGCAUGUUUCCUCAGCGUGUUUUGGUCGAGCUCCAGAGUCACUGUAAAGCUCUCGGGAGGGGACUGUUGAAUUUGACGGAUCACGGCGAGAAGGGGAAUCUGCGCCUAAAGGAGGAAGACUCUGAAUCCCUUGCAGCUAUGACCACCUGCGCAAAGACGGAUUUGACUUUGUGAUGCCCGCCUUGGGACACUUUGAACGCUCUCUUCUACGUUGUUAAACACAUUUGCAUUUUUUGUUCUGACUUCAAUCAGUGGCAUGUCCAUCCGAAAGAACAUGUCUACGAAUUCAACAAUUGAUCACUGCAGAGUACCCAAUAAGGUCACGUACGAAACCCUCUCCUGGCUGAUGAUUGGAGAGUUCGUGCUGGGUCUGCCUCUCAACCUGUCGGUCCUCUACGUCUUCAUCUUCAGGUUCAAGUUCUGGAAAAACAAAAGCAUCUUCCUCUUCAAUAUCGUGGUUGCUGAUUUCCUCUUGGUGGUCUGCCUUCCCGCCAAAGCCUACCACUUCCAACAUGGCAUGAGACGCAGCAGGAACCCGACCCUGUGCAAGCUGAUGCUCUUCAUGCUCUUCCUCAACCGAGGCGCCAGCAUCGCCUUCCUCAUCACCCUGUCCAUCGAUCGCUACUUCAAUGUGGUGCAUCUGGGGCGGAGGAACUUUGUCAAAGUGUUGAAGAAAUCUCCUCAAAUCUCCAUCCUCAUCUGGCUGCUCCUGCUGCCCCUCACCAUCCCCACCAUGGUGGAGACGUUCGAGUGCUGCAACAGCCACGGGCGGGUAGUGGAGACGAUUUAUCAUGACGUGACGGACACCUUCAGAGAGGUGGUCUUCUUCACCCAGAUCAUCAUCCCCUUCAUCAUCCUCGUCUUCUGCACCGUGCGCAUCGUGAACCGGCUGAGGAAGAAGACGGUGGGUGAGAAGACCAAGCUGCGGCGAGCCGUGUGGGUGGUCAUGUCCGUGGUGGUGGUCUUCUCUAUCUGCUUCCUGCCGUGCACCGUGGCCCGAGCCGUGCUGCUGAGCUUCCGGCUGCAGAAAAUGCAGGUGGAGGAGGACGUGGCGGUGCAGGUCUACGACAGCCUCAUGGUUUUGUCGUACAUCGACUGCCUGCUGGACCCGCUGGUUUACUGCUUCUGUAACUCGGGAUUUAAAGACGCUUACAUAUCCACGUUCUGUCCGACCGUUCUUCAGAAGAGACUCAUAAAUCCUGACUUUCACUUGGGUGUAACAACGACAACAACAACACCCAUAACUUCAGGAGCAAGAACCAUAUCUUUACCCAUCAUAAAUAAAUGAUCGGUUGGGUGUCAUUUAAAGUACUGUAGAGAAAGAGCAGGCCUCACUGACCAGGACGCCUCAGAACCACUGGUACACUCACGCAGGUGUCCUCACAUGUGGGAGAUAAGACUUGUUUGGUUGAGCCAUCAUUACAGACACAUUUUCUGAUGCUUGUGUUUCAUCUAGAGUCCUGUAGAUGGCCAAAUGCUUGUUCUGUUGCACAAUUAAGGUCUACUUUUGAACAUGCAUUAUAAGUUUAAAUAUUGAUUCAAAUGCGGUCCACAUUUUCUUCAAUGCAUGGCAUUAAAGGUGCAUUCUUGUUAUUUCUUCAGGUGCAAUCUGCAGAAAUGUUCUGUAACCCUCUAUUAAAGGCGAGUUUAAGCUUUUCAGCACCUUCUAUAAGAGCUAAAGAGAUUAUUGAAAUCUGUUUUGAUUCAAUUUUUCAGUUUUAAUUGUCCUGAAUUCUCUGUUUCAAGAUGCAACCACAUUUUGUCACCAGAGGAGGAGAGUAUUAUACAGCCUACAAUCAGUAUUGUGAUUGGUGUCCGACAUGACUCACUCACUCAUGAUGAUGCGGACGCUGAGAUGUCUUGUUUAAGUUGUUUCGUCAGACAUUUUUCUCUCUCAUAUCCGAAUAAUCAUAAUACAUUUUAUUUAAAGGCGCCUUUCAGAGCACACAAUGUCACCUUACUGGGCAGAGUUUAAAAAUAAGAGCAAUGUCAAAAUGAGUCUGAAAAAAAUCAUCAAAAAAGACAUGAUACAGUGUAAGUAAUAAAUAAGAUUAACAAGAUGAGAAGAGUUGUAAUCCGAGAGAGUAUGCCAGUUUUAAAAGUUGUGUUUGAAAAUGGAAAGAGAGUUGAGGUUACGGAUGUCUGAUGGAAGGGAGAUCCAGACCAGCUGGAGGCUCUAGACCUCAUGGUGGUCAAGCAGGUCGGUGGUGUAGUGAGGUGAAUGGAAGAAGAAGACCUGAGAGUGAGGCUGGGUGUGUUGAUGUGCAGAAGUUCAGUGAGGUAUGGAGGAGUGAGGUUGUAGAUGGCCUUAAAGGUGACAGCUGGAGUCAUGUGACCAAGGUUUUCCCGCUGUAAUCACUGAAUCAAGGAUUCUCCUCCUCC
Messenger RNA from Notolabrus celidotus (New Zealand spotty), 2439 nucleotides. RefSeq names its product 12-(S)-hydroxy-5,8,10,14-eicosatetraenoic acid receptor-like. The record is from RefSeq and is a predicted model, not a curated record. The transcript is spliced from 3 exons. Gene Ontology annotation, molecular function: G protein-coupled receptor activity. Lineage: Eukaryota; Metazoa; Chordata; Actinopteri; Labriformes; Labridae. The coding region runs from base 314 to 1345 and encodes 343 amino acids. Gene Ontology annotation, cellular component: membrane. Gene Ontology annotation, biological process: G protein-coupled receptor signaling pathway.